Molecule: messenger RNA, 959 nt
Organism: Momordica charantia (bitter melon)
Lineage: Eukaryota; Viridiplantae; Streptophyta; Magnoliopsida; Cucurbitales; Cucurbitaceae
Product: nucleolar-like protein
Biological process (GO): ribosomal large subunit biogenesis
Cellular component (GO): nucleolus
Source: RefSeq, a predicted model, not a curated record
AAAACGGGUGAAGGAGAGGGAGGGAGGAAGAAGAAGAGAGGGGUAUAAUUGUCAUUUUGCCUUAUAUUUUAAAAUUUAUGGGUAUUGUUCUUGAGUUUGGCAUCCUAAAUUCUAAUAAACCCUAGCCAGCCUCCGGUCUCGCGUUCUCGUUCGAUUCACAGAACCAGAGAGAAGAAGAUAUGGGAAGAUCUCGCAGAAAGUACAAGAAAUCUCGGCCAAAAGUCAGGGUCGGCCUUCCGAAGAGGAAUCCCCAGGUUUUCAAGCCCUCCUUCUGCAUGCCGCCCAAGCUCCGCUCCUUGCUCGCCGAACAAUUUGAAGAACAUCCCAUCUGGGACGAAAAAGCCAGUGUAAUUCACAAUUACAAGUCCUUCGGCGUUCUUUCUAACCCCAAUUUGCUCAGCGUUCGCUCCCGCACCGAUCAUAUCGUCGAGAGCGACUCUCUCCAGGUUCCGCCGCCGUCUCUGCUGCCUUCCGGUGACCCUGAUUCCGUUCUCGAUCCCUCCGGUAGCGAUGCGGAGGAGGACGAUUUGAAAUCAGCACUGGGAAAGAAGCGGAAAGAUGGGAAAUCUGGGCCUCUAAAACCGUUGACCACGGUUCAGCGCGUUCAUGUUGGUAGGCUAAUUGAGAAAUAUGGAGACGAUUACGAGAGGAUGUUCAUGGAUACAAAGCUGAACUCGAUGCAGCAUUCUGUUGCUACUCUGGAGAAACUUUGCAAAAGAUAUCACUCUUGUCCAGAUAAGAAUCCGUUGAUAUUGACCCGUUAGCGAUAUUAUCGAGCGCUUCCCCAACCAUUUUUCAAAUUGUUUUGUCACAAGAGGUAAAGUCGGAGAAGGUAUGAUCAAGAAAUCUAAUUGAAUUGAGCAAUGUUGUUUGAACCCAAAUGUAUGAGGCUUGAAAGAUGGCUCAUUCUCUAGCUUGAUUCAGUUUAUUUCAAGGAAAUGAUCAUAAUUCUAGCCCAA